Messenger RNA from Acyrthosiphon pisum (pea aphid), 954 nucleotides. RefSeq names its product zinc finger MYM-type protein 1-like. The transcript is spliced from 3 exons. The coding region runs from base 1 to 954 and encodes 317 amino acids. The record is from RefSeq and is a predicted model, not a curated record. NCBI's taxonomy places the organism in Eukaryota, Metazoa, Arthropoda, Insecta, Hemiptera, Aphididae.
AUGUCUCAGCAAACUUCGUUAAGCCAAUUUUUUAAAAAAUCCAAUGAUACAAAUGUUCUACAAGUUGACCAUCACAAAUCUUCAGUUUCCUCGUUAACAGAUGUAAAGAAAGAAGAAGUUCUUAAAAAAAUUUGGAAGCCCGAACCUACUUUUGAAUUCCCUAAUACUGUUAUAUUUAGUGGUAAAGAUAAGCGAUCCAAAAAUUUAAAAUUUCAAUACAGAUGGUUGCAUACCUUUCCGUGGUUAGCGUACUCAGCAAAAUUAGAUGGUGCAUUUUGUACGUUUUGUGUAGCGUUUGCUAAAUCAGGAGCUGGCAUAAAUUCUCAAACACUAGGCGCUUUGGUUAGAAAACCUUUUCAAAAUUGGAAACAUGCAAUGGAAACGUUUAAAAAUCAUGUAACACUUCAGUAUCACAAACAAUCCGUCUUUGAUGCAGAUCAUUUCAUAGAUAUAAAAAAAAACGUACAUUUAUCUAUUGAAAAUCAAUUAGACACUGCUCGGGCACGACAAAUUGUUGAAAAUAGAAAAAACAUUUCACCUGUUAUUGAAACAAUUAUCUUAUGUGGUCGACAAAAUAUACCUCUACGAGGUCACUGUGAUUUCGGAAAAUUAACCGUUGAUAAUAAUGAUGUUAACGACGGAAAUUUUCGUAAUUUAUUACGCUUUAGAGCUCGCGGUGAUGCUUCACUCAAAAUACAUCUUGAAAGUUCUGGUACUAUAAAAUAUACAAGUCCUAUUAGUCAAAAUGCUAUAAUUAAUUCAUGCAAUUCAAUUUUACUCAAUAAAAUAGUAGCUAGAGUAAAUGAAGCAAAAUGUUUUACAGUUCUUGUCGAUGAAACUGCAGAUAUAGCCCGGUCUCGAACAAGUGUCUAUUUGCGUUCGAAAAGACUUAACGGAUUGGCUAUGUUAAAUAUUCACAGGGAUGUUGAAAUCACUGUUGAUGAAGUGAUAUAG